Molecule: messenger RNA, 2065 nt
Organism: Esox lucius (northern pike)
Lineage: Eukaryota; Metazoa; Chordata; Actinopteri; Esociformes; Esocidae
Gene: tmem82
Product: transmembrane protein 82
Exons: 6
Coding region: 921-1955 (344 amino acids)
Source: RefSeq, a predicted model, not a curated record
CUUGAGAGCUGAGCAGCUUUUCAAAAUGCUGGAGUGGCAGCUAUCUGUCCUGCUGCAAUAUCAAUUUACUACUUCUGAGACAUUUUUCAUUUCCUUUAUUAACCUUUUUUCUUAGAUUUAGGCAUACCUACAAUAUGUAAUUGAAAAAUGUAAUGCUGAGUGUUUCUUGGACAGCCUAACUUAAAACUAAAUGGUAGCCUAAACAAUCACAAAAGUAUAUGGAGUAUUUGUUAAAUUAUGUUGUUCAACAAAACAAUGAACGGAGAUGCAGUUGUUUUCCUAUGAGAAUAAAGCGACUUUUAGCAAAGCGGUGAAAAGGACUUGUUUGGAACUGUUCAUAAGAACUGAUCUGUGACUGAGUGGGGUAAAACACAUUGUUAUUUAGCAUUUACUGGCAAACAAUACCGUUCAACAUGAUUGAUGUGAAGAGUAAGCACAGGGUUAGAAGUAAUGAUGUUAACUCAUAGUUUAGUGUUAUCUCCAAAGAAUGUGUCUCUCUUGAGAUUAAGCAGCAGGAGCCCGCCGAAUAGGGCGUUAGGGGCGGGGCUCCUUUUGUGAUUGUAAAAAUACAAUACAUUUAAAUCAUAUUUUUUAUUCAUGUGGACUCCUUGACUAUGGAUGUCAAUUAUCAUUCAUCCCAUUUUCUCAACUGAAUCUUCAAUUUAAAGUUACUUUGACAUGUGUGUAUACUUUUUAGGCAUUUCACAUAAAGGUUUGACUCACAGUUGGCAAUGGCUGCCCAUGACCUUUGAACAGUGCAAUGACUGAGCAAAGCUCAGUGUUAUUCAAUGGUAAGGAAAUAAACAGUGGACAAUUUAGUCAUUUCAACUUGCAAAUGGUUUUCUGGAAAUUACGUAUUUCCAAUAUCAAAACUAUAGCUGUAGGGAAUCAGUAGGCUAACAUUUCACGAUACACUUAACAUGUUAUCCUUUAUUACUUGGUUUCGUCCGAGUAUACCUGGAUGGCUGACGCUAGAUGCAAACCCCCUGGACAGUCUACUCCAAGGAUUUGUUGGCGCAUGUGGGAUCAUAGUUUUCUGUAACCUGAUAAGAGUUCACUUAUUUUUAAAGACUGAAAGUUCAAACAAUAAUGACAGCAGUAAAGAGAUGCUGAAGACACCAGGCCGUCAUGGCUAUGCCAGACUGCUCAGUGAAUGUCUUCACUUCCUGUUCCUGACGGUGAUACUGGCUGUAGUGGGCUCCCGUGCUGCUUCCCUGGUGGUUCUGGAGUUCUCCCUCAGAGCAGUGUCAGCUUGGGUCACAGCUGGACCAGAGUCCGGUAGGUUCCUACAACAGCUAUUGGUUCAGUGCCAGUUUUCCUUGGGUUGUGCUCUUAGCUGCAGUCUCCAUUUCCUCCACGAGGGGUCCCCGCAACGCUGGCUCUGCCUACUUCUCGCUGCUGGAUUGAGCUGGUUCCUAGUGAAACAAACUAGGCGCUUACAGCUUCAUGUCAUGGCAUUGUACAAACUGCACAGUUCCCAACACUACUGUGGAGUGUGCAUUGCACUGCUCACGUCAGGUUGCUCUCUGUUGCCACGCCUGACCAGGGCCCUUAUGCUCACCUUCGCAGUGGCUACAGUUGCCGCCAUAUCUACAAUCAACGAACACUUCCUCUCAGCUACAGAGGCUCUCAGGUUUUGGACUCCACUGACAAUCUGCUACACAUUGCUGGUGGUGUAUAUGCAGGAGGAGCAACAUUGUCACCCAGGUGGCCAAGCUGUAAUAAACACAGUGAUGAUGCGUCUGGGGGCCCUCAUGGUCCUGAUGCUGACGGUUGGACGCUGGUCAGAUGUGGUUCACAUCUUCCUGUGCUUUCUGGGCGAGGCUGGCUGUCUGAUACCCUCCAGAGACCUGUUGGAGGUCACAACACAGGUGAGAUAUAUGGAGGAAGUUCCCACACAAUGCCAAAAGAGUGAAAAGAGGAGGAGAUGCCUGACAACUUACAAAGAUGACUAGAGUUAACUCUUUUUCUUUCAGAAUAUGUGUUAUUCUGCAAAUAUUGUGCCAUCUGUAACCCUAUAUGUGAUACAUAUUCCUUUAUUAUAUUGAGAAGCAUGUAAAUAAAC